AGAAUCUCCAGCACCCAGCGCAGUCUCGGCUCCCACUCCGUGUCCUCCGGAGCUGCUGGGGCGCAUGAUGGCGGUGGCCACUGUCGCGGAGAUGAGCAGCGCCAGCAGUAACAGCAGCGAUACCUCUAGUACGGGCGAGGAGGAGAGGAUGAAGCGCCUCUUCCAGACCUGCGACGGCGAUGGGGAUGGCUUCAUCAGCAGGUUGGAAGAGGUGAUCUUCCCCCUCUACUCAACCCUGGUGAGGCCACAGCUGGAGAACUGUGUCCAGUUCUGGGCUUCUCAGUACCAGAAAGACAAGAAGCUUCUGGAGAGGGUCCAAUGGAGGGCCGUAAGGAUGAUCAGGGAUCUGGAGCAUCUCUCCUAUGAGAAGAGAUUGCGGGAGCUGGGCCUGUUUAGUCUAGAGGAGAGAAAACUGGGAGGGGAUCUCGUCGCAUAUAAAUAUCUCAAGGGUGGGUGCCAGGAGGAUGGUGCCAGAUUCUUUACGCUGGCGCCCAGCAACAGGAUGAAGAGCAAUGGCCAUAAACUAAAACAUGGAAGUAUCACCUCUAAAACUGAUCCACGUAAUAGUAACUCUUUUUCAGAUGCUGUCCCCUGCAGUGAGCACAUUGGUUCUUCAUCUUUCUUCACUGUACAGGUUGCUGUUUGUGCCUCUUGUUUGCUUUUCCUCUUGCUUACAGGAGCAAUCGAUAUUAGCACGGAUUGUUCCUUUGGUUAGCUGCAAUGACUAUCACUGUGGUUGGAGUGGCCGCAGUAUCUGCCACUAGGGUUGCAGUGGCUGCAGUAUCUGUUGUCGGGGUUGGUGCAGCUGCUGUGCUUGGGGUUUGAGC
Molecule: messenger RNA, 827 nt
Organism: Neopsephotus bourkii (Bourke's parrot)
Lineage: Eukaryota; Metazoa; Chordata; Aves; Psittaciformes; Psittacidae
Exons: 2
Coding region: 65-715 (216 amino acids)
Source: RefSeq, a predicted model, not a curated record